AUGAAAUUCUCUACUGGCAUUAUGGGUACCUCGCUCCUUGCGACUGUCGCCAUUGCGGCACCCCUGACUGCUCAGCGCCAGGCAAGAAACGAGGCUCGUCGCCUUGCUCGCUCCAGCGGCCGCGCAAGCCACCCACCGUAUAAGCCUGGUACCAAUGAGAUUCUUCACCUGAACAAGACCUCGCAUGAGGAAUACAGCUCUAACUGGGCCGGUGCUGUUCUCAUCGGCACUGGCUAUACCGCUGUUACCGCGGAAUUCACCGUUCCCACUCCCAAGGAGCCGUCUGGGGGUUCCUCUAGCACUCAAUAUUGUGCCUCCGCAUGGGUCGGCAUUGAUGGAGAUACUUGCGGCACUGCAAUCCUGCAGACCGGAGUAGACUUCUGCGUGAAGGGGAGCUCCGUUUCCUAUGACGCUUGGUAUGAGUGGUAUCCCGAUUAUGCCUACGAUUUCAGUGGCAUCACCAUCGCCGCUGGAAACGUGAUCAAGGUGACCGUUGAUGCAACUUCUACGACUGCUGGCACCGCUACUGUUGAGAACGUCUCUACCGGAAAGUCCGUGACCCACACUUUCAGCGGUGGUGUUGACGGUACUCUCUGCGAGUAUAAUGCCGAGUGGAUUGUCGAGGACUUCGAGGAAAAUGACUCCCUUGUUCCAUUUGCCAACUUUGGCACCGUGACUUUCUCAAGUGCUGAGGCCACCGAUGGCAGCUCUACCGUUGGUCCAUCCGGUGCUACCAUCAUUGAUAUCGAGCAAAGCAGCAAGGUCCUCACCUCCAGCUCUGUUACCUCCAACAGCGUGACCGUGGAGUACGUCUAG
This is a messenger RNA of Penicillium cataractarum, 816 nucleotides long. RefSeq names its product A4/G1 family peptidase. Lineage: Eukaryota; Fungi; Ascomycota; Eurotiomycetes; Eurotiales; Aspergillaceae. Gene Ontology annotation, biological process: proteolysis. Bases 1 to 816 code for a protein of 271 amino acids. The transcript has a single exon. The record is from RefSeq and is a predicted model, not a curated record. Gene Ontology annotation, molecular function: glutamic-type endopeptidase activity.